Messenger RNA from Cornus florida, 2269 nucleotides. Its product is annotated as galactoside 2-alpha-L-fucosyltransferase-like. The transcript has 2 exons. Gene Ontology annotation, molecular function: galactoside 2-alpha-L-fucosyltransferase activity. The record is from RefSeq and is a predicted model, not a curated record. Gene Ontology annotation, cellular component: membrane; Golgi apparatus. NCBI's taxonomy places the organism in Eukaryota, Viridiplantae, Streptophyta, Magnoliopsida, Cornales, Cornaceae. Gene Ontology annotation, biological process: xyloglucan biosynthetic process; cell wall biogenesis. Bases 287 to 2002 code for a protein of 571 amino acids.
UGAUCUCAAAAUAUUGAAUGAUAUCAUCGUGUCCACGUACUAUACUUUAUUAUGUCUUCACGAACAACUGUCCAUUGAAACAGUAAAAAACCACUAUACAGACCAUUCCCAUCGAAAUCCAAAAACCACGGGGCCACUGUUUUCACACUGACUGCUUCUCUGACCCUCCACAGCUGGUGGUGAAAACAAAUUACCCACCAUUGAUUCUACAGAAUCCGUAUCUCAGAAUUCAUUUAUCCAAGCCAGUCUAUGUAAUACCCAGAUGUGAGAUGAUGAUUCGACAGACAUGAAGAGGUUCAAUAGGAACUCCAACGAUCACCAAAUGCUGUCCAUUCCUGGAAAGGAUGAUUUUCCUCGGCCUUCGGAGACCAAAUGUGGGUCCAAUCUGAUGAAGAUGAUGGGGAUUUUCGUUGCUUGUUUGAUGGCUCUUUCGGUUCUCUUUUCGGUUUCCGUGAUUCUGCGGGAUCCACCUUCGGAUGGCAUUUGGGCUGUUUCUGAACAUAGGGUUCUUGAAGAUAAAUCUCUAAAAGUCAUAGGUUCAGAAGAUGGUGAUUCCUCUCAGCAGGUUGAGGUGCCUAAAGAUAUACUACUUGGAGGCCUUCUCUCUGAUGGGUUUGAUGAAAGAUCUUGUUUCAGCAGGUACCAGUCAGCCUUGUACCGCAUAGAAUCAGGACAUAAACCUUCAUCUUACCUCAUCUCCAGGUUGCGAAAUUAUGAAGCACUUCAUAAACGAUGUGGUCCACAUACGGAUUCGUAUAACAAAACCUUGGAGAAACUGAAGUCUGGUCAACACGGUGGUGUCUCGGAUUGUAACUAUGUGGUGUGGAUAUCCUUUAGUGGUUUAGGGAACAGGAUACUAACCCUAGCUUCAGCAUUUCUGUAUGCUCUCCUGACCAACCGAGUCCUACUUGUUGACCGUGGAGUUGACAUGGAUGAUCUCUUCUGUGAACCAAUUCCUGAGGUUUCCUGGUUACUCCCUUCAGAUUUUCCCAUCACUAGUCAGUUCAAUAGCCUGCAUAAAAAAUCUCGUAGACGUUAUGGGUAUAUGCUGAAGAAUGGUAUUUUAACAAACUCAUCUGGCUCUGUGAUGCCACCCUUUGUCUAUCUCCAUCUGACCCAUGAUUAUGAUGAUCAUGAUAAGCUUUUCUUCUGUGAUCAAGAUCAAACUUCUCUUGAGAAAGUACCUUGGUUGAUUAUGAAAUCAGAUAACUACUUCAUUCCUUCUCUCUUCUUGAUUCCUUCUUUUGAGCAAGAACUAAGUAAUCUCUUCCCAGAGAAAGAAAAAGUUUUCCACUUCUUGGGUCGGUAUCUCUUCCACCCAACAAAUCCAGUAUGGGGGCUUGUUAUGAGGUACUAUCAAGCUUAUUUAGCUAAAGCAGACGAAAAAAUUGGCAUCCAGAUUAGAGUUUUUGAUACUGGAAUUGGGCCGUUUCAACAUGUAUUAGAUCAGAUUUUAGCUUGCACCAUGAAAGAGAAUCUGCUACCUUUAGUUAACCUGCGGGAACCUAUCAUGAACCCAUCUGGAAAUCAGAAGACCGUUGCUGUGUUGAUGACAUCUUUGAACGCUGGGUACUUUGAGCAUGUAAGAAAUCUGUACUGGGAACAUCCAACCAUGACAGGUGAGGUGAUUGCAGUUUAUCAGCCAAGUCAUGAAGAGUUUCAACAAACUGAGAAGCAGACGCACAAUAGGAAGGCUUGGGCAGAAAUGUAUUUACUGAGCUUGACUGAUAAGUUGGUGACAAGCUCAUGGUCUACUUUUGGUUACGUAGCUCAAGGUCUGGGAGGGUUGAAACCAUGGAUUCUCUACAAGCCUGAGAAUCGAACAGCCCCUGAUCCACCUUGCUUUCGAGACAUAUCCAUGGAGCCUUGUUUCCACGCCCCUCCUUUCUAUGACUGUAAGAAGAAGGUAGGGGCAGACACGGGUAAUCUUGUUCCUCAUGUGAGGCAUUGUGAGGACAUGAGUUGGGGUCUUAAACUGGUUGAUCACACGAAAGAUUUAUAGACAUGCAUGCUAUUAUGGGUAGUCAUUUGUUGUUACAAAUUCUUGUUAGUUUGUGUAAAAUAGAACCAGUGAAGUUUUCAAAUUUGAACCUGAACCUUUUAAAUUGCUGAGCAUAUGGCCUUUGCCAUCUCAGAUGUCCCCAUAUGAAGCCAUUUAGAUCUCUAGACCCGUGACACAGACUUUGGGGUCUCAAGCUUUUGGAGUUUGAGACCGUUAAAAGAGUAAAUGCAUUUAGAAUGCUUUUGAUUGUUUGUUUGGUCAUUUCAA